AUGAAAUUUCCAAAGAAUAGCAUUGAGAUAUCUUUUGGUAAGAAUAAUUUUUAUGGUCCAGAAGAAUCAUUAGUGAUAGGCGAUGAAGAGGGUUCUAAAAGGUUGUGGAGAUUGUCCGAUGAUGUUGCUAUACGUGUGAUUGACUCUAACUUAUUUGUGUUCCAAUUCUUCAAUGAUGAAGAUAAACAGAGAUUUCUUGAUGGUAGGACCUGGACGUUUGAUAAACAAAUAUUGUUGUUGAAGUCUAUGGAUGGGGAUGAACAACCAUCCGAGAUUGUCAUUGAAAAAUGUCCUUUUUGGGUUAGAGUCCUUGAUGUUCCUUUCGGUCGAAGGAACGAAGCUUUUGCUCGUGAGGUUGGGGAAGCAGUGGGGGGUUUCCUGGAGUUUGAUGAGGAGGAUCCUCAGGGAUGGGACGAAUUCAUGAGGAUAAAGGUGAUGGUGGACAUAACAAAACCGCUGCGAAGGGGGAUUAAGGUGGCUACUUGUCCCUCGAUGUCAAAGUGGGUAGGUUUUAAGUACGAAAGGCUGGGGGAUUUUUGUUAUUUUUGUGGAAGGUUGAGGCAUCUCAAUAAGGAUUGCCUCGAACAGGAAAAGGUGGAGGAAGAACGCUCUCUGGUUUUUCAAUAUGGCCCGUUCAUGGUGGCAUCUCCACAUCAACGACCUCGUGUUUCAUUAAUGGAGAGGGAGAGGGAGAAGAAAUGGAUUGAAAAUCUAUCAAGUACAAGGCAUGUCCAACGUAUGACGUAUAACAAUCCUAAUGCCAUUAAACUUGGCCUGCCUAGUGCUGCCAGGAAGAUGUCCUUUACUCCUACAAAAUCGGUUGUGCCUGUGGAACCAAAGGCAAGGGAAACAACUCUUAUAGCAAUGACUGAAGAAGGUAGUUCGAAUGUCGUCCUUCAUACUGUAAUUGCAGUGCCUAAUGCUCAAAAAAAGCCACUGGCAGUUUCUAGUGAUGAUGUAGGGGAAAAAAAAGAAGGGUGA
Chenopodium quinoa (quinoa) is the source of this 981-nucleotide messenger RNA. RefSeq lists its product as uncharacterized. Bases 1 to 981 code for a protein of 326 amino acids. Gene Ontology annotation, molecular function: zinc ion binding; nucleic acid binding. The record is from RefSeq and is a predicted model, not a curated record. Lineage: Eukaryota; Viridiplantae; Streptophyta; Magnoliopsida; Caryophyllales; Amaranthaceae. The transcript is spliced from 2 exons.